Molecule: messenger RNA, 963 nt
Organism: Mytilus trossulus (common blue mussel)
Lineage: Eukaryota; Metazoa; Mollusca; Bivalvia; Mytilida; Mytilidae
Product: protein mab-21-like 2
Exons: 1
Coding region: 1-963 (320 amino acids)
Source: RefSeq, a predicted model, not a curated record
AUGUCGGAUAUGUUGGGACUAAAUGAAACGUUGGAAAAAUUCUACAGCAAAUGUGCUACACCACAGCGUGAUCCAGGUUACACAAAGUUAUUCAACUACGUGACUGAGAUUGUGAAAAAAGUGGGAGAAAUAGCAUCCCAUUUCAAACCGAAACAAUUGAUACUUGUAGGGAGCUCGGCAUCAGAUGUUUCUGCGAUUAGGGCACAAGAGAUGGACCGUCUUCUACUGAUAGACAUUAAAGGAAAGGUGGAAAACAUAGACAGUUUACAUGAAUUUGCAAGGCUAAAAGUCGAUCCGUCGGGUCAUGCUGUUUGGAAAGAAUGCAUGAAUAAAGAUGGCUAUUUGGAACCACGGAAGGUUUCGGCAAUGUUCAAGACAAUAGUCGAUGAGGCGACUCGCUUGGUCAAUGAAGAAAACAAGUCGGGAUAUUCAGGGAUCACUGACCCAGCAAGUCAAAUAAAAAUUGGUGAUGGUUGCUCAGUUGCAUUAGCUAUCUCUGGAUCUUUUGGACCAGCUAACUGGGCCUUUGGAAACACAAAAUGUGAUCUUGUUCUUGAAAUUGAUUGUGAAGGAUUACCUCCAACACGCUUAGCAUCAUGGCUAGAAAACAAAGAUAAAACGAAUGAGCAAUGGCCUGCUUUUGAAACAGUGGAAACAAUUCGGAAUGGUAAUGGGUAUGGUCUAGUAGCUAAGACUUUACACGGUGGGAUUAAAAAGCAUAUUGAUAGCUAUGAUGCAUCACUUCUAUGGCAAUAUUCUGUUUCUCGUGCAGAAUCAUGCCUAUUGAAAAAUUGUAACGAUCAACUCACAUACAAGAAGCUUUUGGUAAUUCUUAAAGCUGUCCGAACCUAUGAAAUACCCGAAAAACGUCUUUCAGAGACGCCCGUCUUAUCAUCUUAUCACAUUAAAACAGUUUUUCUGCAUGAGGCACAUGCUCAUCCAGAUCCCAAAGACUGGCAUUAA